Molecule: messenger RNA, 1860 nt
Organism: Acanthosepion pharaonis
Lineage: Eukaryota; Metazoa; Mollusca; Cephalopoda; Sepiida; Sepiidae
Source: the annotation of a GenBank genome assembly
AUGUUUCUUUCCCAUUCUUCAGAUAACCUUCUCACUUCCAUUUAUUUAUGUAAGAUUAUAUCAUAUUCAUUUUUCAUUCUUAUUCUUAUUCCCCCUCGUAAUUCUCACUGUUUAUUCUCAUUCUUAUUCUUAUUCUCCUUAUUUUACUCAUUCUAUAUCCAUAUUCAUUUUAUUCUUAUUCUUAUUCCUACUUCUCACUUAUUUAUUCUCAUUCUUUAUUCUUAUUCUCACUGUUUUAUUCUUAUUCUAUACUAUCAUAUUCAUUUAUUCUUAUUCUAUAUUCUUAUUCUAUUCUUCUUUAUUUAUUCUAUUCUUAUUCUUAUUCUCCACUGUUUUAUAACUUAUUCAUAUUCUAUACUCAUUUUAUUCUUAUUCUUAUUCUUAUUCUAUGUUUAUUCUUAUUCUAUUCUUAUUCUCACUUGUUUUUAUUCAUUCAUUUCACUCAUUUUAUUCUUACUUAUUCUUAUUCUCUAUUUUAUUCUUAUUCUGACGGAAUUCUUAUUCUCAUUUAUUCUUAUUCUUAUUCUUAUCAGUACACAUAUUCACAUUCUUAUUCUUAUUCUACACUGUUUUUCUAUCCUUAUUCUUAUUCUAUAUUUUAUAUUCUUAUUCUAUUCUUAUUAUUCUUAUUCUUAUUCUUAUUCUUCAUUCUCAUUUUUAUUCUCAUUCUUAUUCUUAUUCUCAUGUUUUACCCACUUAUUCAUAUAUCAUAUUCAUUUUAUUCUUAUUCUUAUUCCUAUUCUCACUCAUUUAUUCUUAUUCUUAUUCUUAUUCUCACUGUUUUCUAUACUUAUUCUUAUAUCAUAUUCAUUCUUAUUCUUAUUCUUAUUUUAUUCUUAUUCUUAUUCUCACUUUUUAUUCUAUUUUAUUCUUAUUCUCCUAUCAUAUUCUUUUGUUAUUCAUAUUCCUAUUCUAUACUUAUUCAUUUACAUUCUUAUUCUUAUUCCUCUUCUCACUGUUUUAUUCAUUCUAUCACAUUCAUUUUAUUCUUAUUCUAUAUUCACUGUUUUAUCCAAUUCUUAUUCAUUAUUAUUCUAUUUUUAUUCCUAUUCUAUACUGUUUAUUCUUAUUCUUAUUCCUAUUCUCAUUCUUUUAUUCAUUCUUAUUCAUUCUACUAUAUUCAUAUCAUUUUCAUUUUAUUCUUAUUCCUAUUCUCACUGUUUUUGUUAUUCAUUCUUAUUCUUAUUCUCAUUGUUUUACCCACAUUCAUAUAUCAUAUUCAUUUUAUUCUUAUUCUUUAUUCUUAUUCUCACUGUUUUAUUCAUUCUUAUUCUUAUUCUUAUUCUCACUGUUUUAUUUGUUUAUUCUAUAUUUCAUAUUCAUUUUAUUCUUAUUCUUAUUCCUAUUCUCACUGUUUUAUUCUACACUCUUAUUCUUAUUCUCACUGUUUUCAUAUUCAUUAUAUAUCAUAUUCAUUUUAUUCUUAUUCUUAUUCCUAUUCUCAUUCACAUUUUAUUCUUUUCUCAUUCUUAUUCUCACUUCUUUUCUACCCACAUUCAUAUAUCAUAUUCAUUUUAUUCUUAUUCUUAUUCCUAUUCUCAUCAUUCUUUACUUAUUCUUAUUCUAUACUUCAUUUAUAAAACUCGUUCUUAUUCUACACUCCAUUCUAUACCGCUUUCUCCACUAUAUUCUUAUUCUACUUAUUCUAUACCCUUUCUUAUUCUAUACCACUCAUUCUAUUGCUUCUUUCUGAUUCUACAUCCUUCUGUAUUCAUUCUCUGUUAUUCUUAUCUCUAUUUGCAUAUAUCUCCAUUCAUUCGGGAUUCUUCACUCAUUCUAUACAGGGAUUCUUAUUACAUACUCAUUCUAUUUCUUAUUCUUAUUCUAUACUCAUUCUUUCUUAUUCUUUACUUUCUAUAG